AAAGAACUAGCUAGCCGUGAGACACUAGCCAAAAGCACAGAGCUCAUUCCAGCCACACAACCUCAGGCCGCAGUCAGACGCGGCCAGGCCAAAAACACACUCCAGAAAGCCGCAUAAAUCGACGCCGAGAAGCGGUGCCGACGCGCAGCACCAGAGAAACCGCCAGUCGAUGAUGAGGCUCGCUACCCCUCUCAGGACAGUCCUCACGGCGUCGCUGGCGCAGCGGCCGCUCGGAUUUGUUGUUCCUGGCUUCGGGCGGCUCCUCAACAAGUCGAAGCCGGUCCACCGCCUCCACUCGACGAGAGGUGGAGCUAGAAGUGUCUCGGACUUCACGACUUCAGAGCUCAAGAGAUUGUUAACAGAACGAGGCGUCGACUUCCGGGAUUGCUUGGAGAAGAGUGAAUUAGUAGCUAGGUUGCAAGCCGCGUUGCGCGGCGACUACACGGAGGAGGGCAACACCGCGCUCGCUGGAUUGAGUGCCGGAGAACGGAACACCGUCAAGCUCUUCGAACGAGUCUCGCCGUCCGUAGCCUUCAUCCAGACGUCUGUCGUGCGGAGUGCGGGCCCGUUAACGAUGCGCGGCGAGGUCGUGCCCCAGGGGUCCGGCUCGGGAUUUGUGUGGGACGACCAAGGCCACAUCGUCACGAACUACCACGUCAUCCAGCAGGCCCAGAAGGCGACCGUGACUGGUAUUGGCUUAGGUGAUGGUAGUAUGAACGCCUACGAGGCGACGCUAGUCGGCGCGGAGCCCGAAAAAGAUAUUGCGGUCCUCAAGGUGCGCGCGCCGAAGUCGGUCCUGAGGCCCAUCACCGUCGGCAGUUCGUCCGAGUUACUUGUAGGGCAGAGCGUGUUCGCGAUCGGCAACCCCUUUGGGCUGGACUCGACCUUAACGCAGGGUAUUGUCUCGGCGGUCGGAAGGGAAGUCCAAGGCGUCGCGGGUCGGCCGAUCAAGGGCUGCGUCCAGACCGACGCUUCCAUUAACCCUGGUAACUCGGGCGGUCCGCUGCUAGAUGCGAAAGGAAGGCUGGUCGGUGUCAAUACCGCUAUAUACAGUCCGAGCGGCGCGUCGGCCGGAAUUGGGUUUGCGAUUCCCGUAGACACGGUUAGGAGAAUCGUGAACCAGCUCAUCCGGUAUGGCAGGAUGUUGAGACCGAGCAUGGGCAUCACGGUGGCUGACGAUCAGAUGACGCGCGGAUUAGCCCAAAGGUUGGGCACGCCGCUGGAGGGUGUGCUGGUCAUGGAGGCGCCUCCCAAUACACCGGGCGGCGAGGCCGGCCUCACGGGCUGCAUGCGCAAGGCCGGCCAAUUAUUUUUAGGGGACCUGAUCACGGAGGUGAACGGUGUCGCUGUCAGGACGGUCGAGGAUUUACUAGCGCUCGUCGAGGAGACGGAGAUCGGCUCUGAUGUGGUCUUGCGGGUGAUGCGGGGCGCGGACGCGUCGAAGCUCGAGACGGUGCGCGUGAAGACCGUGGACCGGGCGCAGCUGCGCUAGUGUCUCUCUCUCCGGGGGGGUCUUCUGUGGGUUAAUUCAAUGAAACAAAGCAGUACUUCCGUGCGGCGACGGCGUAUCGGUGGGGUAGGUUCGUUUUUCGCGCGACGGCGGUCCGCGCGCGACCGGGGCCAGUACGCCGUCGCCGCGAGCGCCGGAGCCUCCGCGAUCGACGCGAUUUUCCUCCACCGGUAUGCCGCCGCCGCGGCCCGGCCAGUGGCCACGCCAGCGUUUUUCGCGCGACGGCCGCGGUUCGCGCGACAAGCAAGCUCCGGAGCCGCCGUGAUCGACGACGCGUCGAGGCGUACGUGGUGGAUGAGAGAGAGAGGAGAGAGGGGAGGGGUCGACGUCACUAGGCGGUUGUGCAAGGCACUAGGACAUCUGUGACAGGACGUCUGCAAGCAGAGCAUCACCAUCGGAUCAUAAAAAUACGAGUGAUAAGAAUUCCAAAGCAGUGCUAAGGAUAUCAGUUAUCACACUGAUAAGAACAGAUACUACACUUGAUCUUAGCCAAAAG
Molecule: messenger RNA, 2006 nt
Organism: Pelagomonas calceolata
Lineage: Eukaryota; Pelagophyceae; Pelagomonadales; Pelagomonadaceae
Source: the annotation of a GenBank genome assembly